UGAGGGAUACAGUUCUCAGGUCUAAGCAACCCCGAGCACAUCUCAUCAAACAAUCGAAAUGGCUUUCAAGUUGGUGGUCUUCACUUGCUUGGUCGCGGUCGCCUACGGCAGCGUGGCCCCCGCGGCCAUAGCAGCGGCGCCCGUGGUCGCGGCGGCCCCGGUGGCGGCGCGGCUCGAGGAGUUCGACCCGCUGCCGCAGUAUCGCUUUGGCUACGACGUGGCGGACUCACUUACCGGCGAUUACAAGAGCCAGACAGAGCAGCGUGACGGCGAUCUGGUACAAGGCCAGUACUCGCUGAUCGACUCAGAUGGCACGCGUCGUGUUGUGGACUACACUGCAGAUCCAGUUAACGGAUUUAACGCCAUCGUGCGUAAGGAGCCGCUCGUGGCCGCUGCGCCCGCCGUCGUGGCGGAACCUGCCGUCGUGCCCGCACGCAUCGCCGCCGCUCCAGUAGUGGCGGAGCCCGCCGUCGUUUCUGCACGAAUCACUGCUGCUCCCGUCGUCACCCAACCCGCCUUUGCCCGCUACGCAGUUGCCCCUGCCGUCGCUCCCGCCAGGAUCGCUACCGCUCCCGUAUUCGCCCGCUACGCUGCCGCUCCCGUCGCUGCUCCCGUGGUGGCCGCUCGGUACGCUGCCGCCCCGGUGGCCGCCGCCGCUCCUGUGGUAGCCGCUCGUUACGCUGCUGCCCCAGUGGCCGCUGCUCCAGUAGCUGCUGCGCCAGUGGCCGCCGCCUAUAGAACUGCAGUAGCUGCGUAUAGCGCUGCCUACACAGGUCCCGUCGCGGCGCAAUAUGCUCAGUACGCCGCCCCUUUGGCGGCCUACAGCGCUCCCGCGGCCGCGGCUUAUUCCGCGCCUGCGUACGGCGCGCCCGUAGCGGCAUAUGCUGCGCCCGCAGCACCCGCCCCGGUGUUCGCGCGCGCAGCGCCCGCGAAACUCGUGGCGCCCAAUGCCGCCGGAUACUACUACCCUAUUGUAGUAUUGAUCUGCGUGCUGGGCGCCGCGGCGGCGAGCGUGGUAGUACCAGCACCGCUAGCCCCAGUAGCCCGGUUCGACCCUCUGCCACAGUACUCGUAUGGCUACGACGUUCAGGAUGCGCUCACCGGUGACUACAAAGGCCACCAGGAGCAAAGGAACGGGGACCUCGUGACCGGAUCAUAUACUGUAGUCGACCCCGAUGGCACAAGGAGGGUCGUCGACUACGCCGCGGACCCACUGAACGGUUUUAACGCGGUGGUGCGCCGUGAGCCCCUAGUGGCGCCCGCUCGGGUGGUAGCCCCGGCGCCGGUCGUGGCCCCGGCCCCUGUGUUUGCCCCCGCGCCCGCACCGGUCCUAGCACGAACGCCGUUCAAUCGUAACUCCGUACAUCACAACAACACACUACUCAAAAUGGCAUUCAGGUUUGUUGUGUUCACCUGCUUGGUCGCGGCCGCCACUGCUGGCCUAGUUCCCGCCGCUCCAGUGGCGUACGCUGCCGCUCCGGCCUACCACGCCGCCCCCGUGGCCUACGCCGCCGCGCCAGUCGCGCACGCCGCCCCAGUAACCUAUCACACCGCCCCCGUCGCCUACGCCGCACCCAUCGCUAAGGCUGUCGCCGUCGCCCCUGUCGCCAAGGUUGUGGAGGACUACAACGCGCACCCGCAGUACAGCUUCGCGUACGACGUGCAGGACGGACUCACUGGUGAUUCCAAGACUCAGCACGAGUCUCGCGAUGGCGACGUCGUCCACGGUUCUUACUCCGUUGUAGACCCCGAUGGCACCAAGCGCACCGUUGAAUACACCGCGGACGACCACAACGGUUUCAACGCGGUUGUGCACAGAGAGCCCCUCGCCGUCAAGGUUGCUGCUCCCGUAGUCGCCAAGGUCGCCGCUCCCGUCGCUUACCACGCUGCCCCUGUUGUGCAUGCCGCCCCAGCAGCCUACCACGCCGCCCCCGUCGUGCACGCCGCCCCGGUCGCGUACCACUCCGCCCCAGUUCUGCACGCUGCCCCCGCCUCCUAUUCCUCUCCCAUCUAUCAUCACUAAUUGUAUAGCUAUAUUUACCUCGUUUAGUUAGGUAAUGGUUACACUCACGAAUGCCAUGUAAAUAAAGUAUUUAUUUUAUUCUAA
This is a messenger RNA of Cydia pomonella (codling moth), 2107 nucleotides long. Its product is annotated as calphotin-like. Bases 59 to 2023 code for a protein of 654 amino acids. The transcript has 5 exons. Lineage: Eukaryota; Metazoa; Arthropoda; Insecta; Lepidoptera; Tortricidae. Gene Ontology annotation, cellular component: extracellular matrix. The record is from RefSeq and is a predicted model, not a curated record.